Molecule: messenger RNA, 5164 nt
Organism: Onychostoma macrolepis
Lineage: Eukaryota; Metazoa; Chordata; Actinopteri; Cypriniformes; Cyprinidae
Gene: ago1
Product: argonaute RISC component 1
Exons: 20
Coding region: 310-2886 (858 amino acids)
Molecular function (GO): protein binding; RNA binding
Source: RefSeq, a predicted model, not a curated record
CCAGCUAUAGUCAAGAAUCUCAGCAGUGGGAGGAGAAGAAGAAGAAGAAGCAGCAGCAGAAGAAGAAGAAGAAGAAGAAGGGCUCUCGGUCUGUGGGGGGCGACGGAGGGGUCGAGCGUUUUUGUUCCGCUGGUGGAUCCUGCUUAAACGCUCCAGCGGGUUUGGGGGCUCCAGCGGCGGCGGCGGAGACGAUCCCGCUCGCCCAGGGAAGGAGGCUGGAAGUCGGGGACGCUUCCAGCCUGCAGGGCCGGGCGCCGUGGCGAUUGAGUAUCCGGAAUUUGGUGAACCCUUUGGGGCUCAGUGGAUGGGAUGGAGCCGGGACCAUCUGGCGCUGUGCCCAUCGGGCCGUACCCCCCACCCCUGCAGCAGGUGUUCCAGGCGCCCCGCAGGCCGGGCAUGGGCACCGUCGGCAAACCCAUCAAGCUGCUUGCCAACUACUUUGAGGUGGAAAUCCCAAAAAUGGAUGUGUACCACUAUGAAGUGGACAUCAAACCUGAUAAGUGUCCUCGACGGGUCAACAGGGAGGUUGUGGAGUAUAUGGUCCAACAUUUCAAACCGCAGCUCUUUGGUGACCGAAAGCCAGUGUAUGAUGGGAAGAAGAAUAUCUACACUGUUUUAGCGUUACCUAUAGGCAGCGAAAAGGUUGAUUUCGAGGUGACCAUCCCCGGCGAGGGGAAGGACCGCAUCUUUAAAGUCUCCAUUCGCUGGCUGGCCAAGGUGUCGUGGCGGCUGCUGCAGGAGACGCUGGUCAGCGGACGUCUGCAGGUCCCGCUGGACUCUGUCCAAGCCCUCGACGUGGCCAUGAGACACCUGGCCUCCAUGAGGUACACCCCAGUGGGACGCUCCUUCUUUUCCCCUCCUGAAGGCUAUUAUCAUCCUCUGGGUGGAGGCAGAGAGGUGUGGUUUGGCUUCCAUCAGUCUGUCCGGCCAGCCAUGUGGAAGAUGAUGCUCAACAUUGAUGUAUCUGCAACAGCCUUUUAUAAAGCUCAGCCUGUCAUUGAGUUCAUGUGUGAAGUUCUGGACAUCCGCAACAUCGACGAGCAGCCGAAGACGCUUACCGACUCGCAAAGGGUCCGUUUCACCAAGGAGAUCAAAGGUCUGAAGGUGGAGGUUACACACUGUGGUCAAAUGAAAAGAAAGUACCGCGUCUGUAACGUCACACGUCGCCCUGCUAGUCACCAAACGUUUCCCCUACAGCUUGAGAGCGGACAGACGGUGGAGUGUACCGUGGCUCAAUACUUCAAACAGAAGUACAACCUGCAGCUCAAAUACCCCCACCUGCCCUGCCUACAGGUGGGCCAGGAGCAGAAACACACCUACCUGCCCCUGGAGGUGUGCAAUAUUGUAGCAGGACAGCGGUGCAUCAAGAAACUGACAGAUAAUCAAACGUCCACCAUGAUCAAAGCCACAGCGCGAUCAGCACCAGACAGACAGGAGGAGAUCAGCAGACUGAUGAAGAACGCUAACUUUAAUCUGGAUCCCUACAUUCAAGAGUUUGGAAUCAAGGUGAAGGACGACAUGGCCGAGGUGACGGGGAGAGUCCUUCCCGCUCCCAUCCUGCAGUACGGCGGUCGGAAUCGUGCCAUUGCGACUCCCAACCAGGGUGUGUGGGAUAUGAGGGGAAAGCAGUUCUACAACGGCAUCGAGAUCAAAGUCUGGGCCAUCGCUUGCUUCGCCCCGCAGAAACAGUGUCGGGAAGAGGUGCUCAAGAACUUCACGGACCAGCUGCGUAAGAUCUCAAAGGACGCUGGGAUGCCGAUCCAGGGUCAGCCGUGUUUCUGUAAGUACGCACAAGGAGCCGACAGCGUGGAGCCCAUGUUCAGACACCUGAAGAACACCUACUCUGGACUGCAGCUCAUCAUCGUCAUCCUGCCCGGAAAAACACCCGUCUACGCGGAGGUGAAGCGUGUGGGAGACACUCUUCUAGGAAUGGCCACUCAGUGUGUUCAGGUGAAGAACGUGGUGAAAACCUCGCCUCAGACGCUCUCCAACCUCUGCCUCAAAAUCAACGUCAAACUCGGCGGCAUCAACAACAUCCUGGUGCCACAUCAACGGUCGGCAGUGUUCCAGCAGCCGGUGAUCUUCCUCGGAGCAGAUGUCACUCACCCGCCGGCUGGUGAUGGGAAGAAGCCGUCUAUUACUGCUGUGGUGGGCAGUAUGGACGCUCAUCCCAGCAGAUACUGCGCUACAGUACGAGUACAGCGACCCAGACAGGAGAUUAUUGAAGACCUGUCAUACAUGGUACGAGAGUUACUCAUCCAGUUCUACAAGUCAACCCGCUUCAAACCCACCAGAAUCAUCUUCUACAGGGACGGCGUACCAGAAGGACAGUUACCACAAAUCCUGCACUACGAGCUGUUGGCCAUCAGAGACGCCUGCAUCAAGCUGGAGAAGGACUACCAGCCGGGCAUCACCUACAUAGUAGUGCAAAAGCGCCACCACACCCGCCUUUUCUGCGCCGAUAAAUCUGAAAGAAUCGGGAAGAGUGGGAACAUUCCAGCAGGAACUACGGUCGACACCAGCAUCACACAUCCGUUCGAGUUUGAUUUCUACCUGUGCAGUCAUGCAGGUAUUCAGGGCACCAGCCGACCCUCACACUACUACGUCCUGUGGGACGACAAUCGCUUUACGGCUGACGAGCUGCAGAUUCUCACCUACCAGCUGUGCCACACAUAUGUGCGCUGCACCCGCUCCGUCUCCAUCCCAGCGCCUGCGUACUACGCCAGACUCGUGGCUUUCCGUGCCCGAUACCAUCUGGUGGAUAAAGAGCAUGACAGCGGGGAGGGCAGUCACGUCUCCGGACAGAGUAACGGUCGGGAUCCCCAGGCUCUGGCCAAAGCGGUGCAGAUUCACCACGACACCCUGAGGACCAUGUACUUUGCCUAAGCAAACCUUUGCCACACACCCCUCGAGCCAGUUCACCGGGUGCUACCUGUCCCACAAAGCCCACAGAACCCAACAUGGAGUCUCACACUUUGUUUCGUUGAAUCUGGCUGAACUAUGCUUUUUUUUUUUUUUUUUUUUUAUUAUUAUUUAAUUGUGUAUUAUUGUAUGCUACUUUCGCACUCCCACAUGUAUGUAUGUAUGCAAUACGGAGGGAAGGAACGCAGACGAAGCUGUCGUUUUGUAUGCCACCACAAAGCUGCCUCUUAACCUGACGCCAGAGUUCAAACGCCCGAAGUGGAGGAAUCGUUGUUACUUCCUUUGGCAUUAUUUUUAUUGUCGUGAAAGUUUCUUUUUAAAUGUUUUAUUUUUGUGAAUGACAUGGUACAUUAGCACUUAGUUUUAGUCGAAAGGCACCGCGAGCCCAGAAGAAGCGCAGGCAGUGAUCGACUGUAGCAGAAGCCGCAGACGCAGGUGUCUCGGAUCGAUUUUAGACUCGCCGUUAGUUAAGAGAGUGGCCGAAUUAGCGUAACGAUAGAUGGACCACUGAGUGCAUCGAUGCAUUUGCACUCUCACAUCAGCAUAACACCGAAACCAGCAUUAUGCACCAGCCAAACGCCAUGCCAACCGGUGACAAAGGGCCCUCGUCUGUGAAACGUGCAGUUUACUGCACUUGAAAAGGAUGAUUUUGCUCACUUUUUUUUUUACUUCCAGUGCACACAAAUCUUCCUGAACUUACAGGAAUAGUUCACCCAAGAAUGAUGAUUUAAAAAAAAAAACAAUUCUCCCAUGAAACAGAAUGAGCUGUUUUCAAUGCAGCACUAAAUAGAUGGUGAUUUAUACUGUGAAGCUCCAUGUGAGUGUCAUAUUAUGGAAGUCAUAUUUUAGAUUUGCAUAAGAAAAAGACCCAAAUUUUAGUUGUUAUUCACUUUUUUUGCUUUUUGUGUUUUAAAUAAGACUGUAAAUGAGAUUGAGAGCUGCAAUGGAGACCAGAAUCAGUUAAUAAUCACUUAAUCAUGUGAAUUCAGAAGACUUGGAAUACAGUAUUUUUACGGCAGUAUAAAUUACCAUCCACCCUUUGUGAAUUUUUUUUUUGUUUGUUUUUUUUUUUACAUUUUUGGGUGAACUUUUCCUUUAAACUGUUCCUUCCACUGGCCUCUGUACACGAAGCAAUACAAGGUCACUGAGAGCAGUCAUUAAGAUGAUUGAAGAGAAUGAGAUGCAGGAAUAGCUGUUUGUAUAUAGUGAGCCUGUCCUCUCUCCCACACAGGCUCACAAAGGCCGUUGGGUCGCAUCGCCACACAUCGUAGCGGUUCUGCAUUGUUUUCAAACGUGCCGUUGGUAACACUGCCACAUUCCCUUCCCAACAAGCACAUUUAACACUUGCCAGUAUCAUUGCACCUUUUGCCCUCGCCUGACGCCCAUCGGUGCAGCGAGCAUGUGGGCAUGACGGAAAACGCCUUUUCCGCAGGUUAGAGGAGCAUUAUGCCAUGUAAUCAUGUCAUACGGUGGAUGUAUGAAAUGCAUGUUUAAACUGAGUUGGUGUUGUAACUGGAGCCUCUUAGUGAUCAUAUUAAGACUGAGCCCGUACUAACAUUUGAUGCCAUACUUUCUCACCCGUUUGCCUUAAAAUGAAAAAGCUGUCAUUACGAAUCUGGAUUUUUUUCUUUUUUUUUCUUUCCUCCCACAGCUGCAUACAAAUAACACUUCAUAGGAUGAAUAAAUAAUGACAGAGUUUUCAUUUUUUGGUGAACUUUCCCUUUAAAGAAACCUUUUACUGCUAUAAAAAGUGGCUAAGAGUCUCCACAAGGUGGUGUUGUUGAAAGACUCUCCUCAAAGCACCUAAAAACGGUUUGUUGAAAUUCAAAGGGAUUUUAAUGUAACGGUUGACCAUGUGUUAUUUUAACUUGCGUUUAUGAAAUGUAUACAAAGACAUGCCUUUAUAUAUUAGGUUUUACCAAGCCAACGAGGUGAUUUUUAUUGAUGCCCGCUGUACAAUAUUGAUCCGGUCUGUCCUAGACUAAAUAUUCUGAUGCAGUACUUGACUCUCAGAAGCCACAGCACCUCAUGGGUGAUGAAGAAGAUGGAGGUGCGUGACGGCGUAAUUGGAGAGUGAACUUCACCCGACCUCAAUGUUUAAGCAAUAUUAAGCCACUGAUAAAGAACAGUCCGUAUCAUAGCACUUCCCAGUAGAUUCAAUGAAUGAACACAUAAGUCAUUUUGGCUCUGUAUGUAAUAGUGAGAGGACUUUGUUCGGGACGAUUAUUUUUUAAAGAAAAUA